Messenger RNA from Gloeophyllum trabeum ATCC 11539, 4839 nucleotides. RefSeq lists its product as uncharacterized. Lineage: Eukaryota; Fungi; Basidiomycota; Agaricomycetes; Gloeophyllales; Gloeophyllaceae. The record is from RefSeq and is a predicted model, not a curated record. Gene Ontology annotation, molecular function: phosphopantetheine binding; fatty acid synthase activity. The transcript is spliced from 8 exons. Gene Ontology annotation, biological process: fatty acid biosynthetic process. Bases 1 to 4839 code for a protein of 1612 amino acids.
AUGUCUGACCAACCUGACCCCAUCGCCAUCAUAGGAUGCUCUUGUCGACUCCCAGGGAACGUCCGCAAUGCGACUAAUUUCUGGACGCUACUAUCAAGUGGUCAAUGGGAAGAAUGCAGCACAGAACCACCUAUAUCCCGAGGAUUCGACAGGAUGCACCCGGAGAGCGUUGGCUAUAUCAAGCACGGGGGUUGGUUGGGCCCAGAGGGAGUCGAAGAUUUCGACGCGAAGUUCUUUGGCAUACCGCCUGGCGAAGCAGAGGUCCUUAGGCCUAACAGUCGGAUAGCUCUAGAGUUGACAUGGGAAGCCCUCGAGAAUGCAGGCAUCCAGCCCAGUGCGCUGAGAGGUAAGAACGUAUCGGUGUCCAUCGCCAUGGGCGCUGAAGACGGUUGGGAUUUGCGGCGAUUUGCCGAAGACGGCCGUGAGGCCUUCGACCAUAAUUGGGCGCAGAACAGCGAUCCCAGUGCUGUGGCGGGACGCGUCUCGCAUUUCUUCGACUUCCAUGGCGCCAUCGGGACAGUUUCGGGAGCUUGUGCAAGCGGGGUGAACGCUUUAGAAUAUGGGACCAAUUCGUUUGUUGCACAAGGGGCCGAGCUCGCCGUUGUGGGUGCACUGGCCACUCACUUUACCCCGGCACCAUUUCUAUGGGCUUCGUCCGUCGGAGUUGCCUCUUGUCGGGGGAGGUGCUCUGCAUUUUCAGAUCAGGCAGACGGUUACCUUCCUUCGGAGGGCGCGGUUUUCUUCAUUCUGAAGAAAGCAGCACAAGCAAGGUGCAAUGGAGACUGCAUUUACGCCUUGAUACCGAGUAUCACUCUGCGACAUAACGGGUUCACUCAGACUCUAACCAGCCCCAGUGCGGAUAGACAAGCCUCUCAGCUCAGAGAAUCAUUAUCUGCAGCUAACAUUUCGGCGGGAGAUGUGGUGUUACACGAAGCUCACGGCACGGGCACGAUACUCGGCGAUAUGAUUGAGCUUGAAGCCAUCAAAAAUGUCUACAACGUCAGUCGGGAAGAUCCACUGUAUCUCACAUCUUCUAAGACGAUUGUGGGGCACUGUCAAGCGGCUGCAGCCCUGGUCGGAGUUCUGAAGGUCAUAUUGUGCAUCGUGCACCGCACGAUUCCUCCGCAUCACAUUGAGCCUUACCCAGACCUCAAGGACGGCAUUAUUCGAGUUCCUAUCAGGCCCAUUUGUGUUGGAAAUGACCGUCCAUUCAUUGCCACCGUUAGCGCCCUCGGGUUCACCGGUGGUGCUGGAAGUAUCGUGCUACAAGAACCACCACGACCGUCGGUGGCGAGUCUACCGUCAUACAGGCACUAUCUUCUACCCUUCUCUGGAAAAACAAAGGCGGCGCUCCGCACGUCCAUGGACUCUGUGGGCCAUUGGAUAAAGACAUGUGACUGCAGUAUUCAAGAGCUAUCCGUUAUUCUCUCUCUCACGCGGGAACAUCACCGAGAACGAAAGGCAUUUGUAGUGCAAAGCCUCCGUGAGGCGCUGGCGUGUCUUGGCUUGACUGCACCCGGCGGCUCCUUGAUCUGUACGCGUGCUGAUGAUUCAGGGGGGUAUGGCUCAGAGUGCUCUGAUGCUCCAGACAUUAGGGAGCUUGCUUCAUCGUCUUCACACCCCCUGGCUACACUCGCCUAUAUGUAUGAAACUGGACGCGAUUUGGAUUUCUCACUUGCGUACUGCAGGAGUAUGAUCCCAGCACAUUUAUUGCGUAGUUUCCCCACCUAUCCUUUUGAGAGGGAGCGGUAUUGGCGUUAUCCCCCGUCACGUCCAAAACCCGAGGUCGCUGGGUUCUCGCUCCCAAGCCCCGUCUCGGUAUCCUGUCCUGACAGUGAUGCGACAGGACGAGAUUCGGACUCUAACACGUCUCACCUUUCUGUCCAGUCUGUCUCAGCCAUCGUCUCCAAGCUGCUCCACCAGGAAAUGGUCGAAAUUGACCCAAGGGCCAGCGUAUUCGACUUGGGAAUAAAUUCGCUGAGCAGUAUAGAACUCGCCCAAUCUCUGUCCAGAGGGUUCUCGCGCACUAUCAGCGUAGGCGACCUCUACAGGCUUAGCACCAUAUCUUCUAUCUACGACUUCCUCGUUGGUCGGUCAGGGUACUCUUCCGUCUGUACCCAGGGGCAUCUGGAUGCUCUGAUAGAGAAGUUCUCCGCACCUUUCAGGCACUUCCCUCAAGACGCACACCGACGUCCCAACAGAGAAUCGGAAACGACGAUCGUGUUGACAGGUGCGACUGGGUUCCUUGGCUCUCGCAUUCUUUCUCGACUCCUGCGCAUGCAGUCCGUAAAGGUGGUAUGCCCGGUCCGUGGUAGCCACCCAGCACGAUUAGAUCAAGUCUUCGGGGCUCGAGGCCUCGACAGAGACGUUUUGCAGCACGCUUUGCAGCAUGGCACCCUGCGCGUGGUAACAACUUCAGGUCUAGGCGAUCCCCUCCUCGGGUGCUCGGACGAAGUGCAUCAAAACAUCUUGGGCUCCGUGGAUGUGAUCAUUCAUUGCGCCUGGAAAGUUGACUUCAACCACCACCUGCCAGGAUUCGAAGCGGACUUAGCCGGGGUACGAUCACUGGCCGAAGUCGCAGUUCGAAGCAGAAAGACACCCAAAUUGUACUUUAUCACGAGUUUCAGCGCAUCUUUUGGUUACGAAGGCGUCUCGGUCCCAGAGGUUCCAUUGGACUGCAAGAUUGGUCACGCAUUGUCCCAGGGGUACGCUGUAUCCAAGCUAGCAGCUGAGUACAUCCUGUACGGUUUACGUGACCGUUACCCCGGACGCUUUGCACUGGGCAUAGUCCGAGUAGGUCAAAUCUGCGGUGAUUCCAGGAGCGGCGGUUGGAAUACCAAUGAGAUGAUACCGAUGGUCUUGCGUUCAAUCUUUGCCUUGGGCAUGGUUCCAAGGGCUCUACCUGAUGUCUCAUGGGUUCCUGUCGACGUGUGUGCGGAUGCAAUCUGCGAUUUUGUCAGUGAUGCCCUCUGCGAGCGAAGGCAGGCACUAAUGGUCUACAACGUGGCUAAUCCCGAAAUCGUUGCAUGGCCAACGGUUGUUCGGUAUGCAGCAAGUGCCCUGGACUGCCCCAUGCCUCGUAUGGUGGACCUCGGCGAGUACAUCAAAGCCCUUGAAGCCUUUGAAAAAUCACUCAAUGCGGACGAACUCCUUGUCCGUCGAUUGCUUCCAUCAUUGAAGGAAGCUGCAACCACUUCAGGUUUCCCGUCGAGAUACUGUCCUCUGGAUGUUCGCGAGUCACUUAAGUUCAGCCCAUCCCUAUCCAACUGUCCAGUGAUAGAUGAGGAGUUUGUCAGGUUGCUCAUGCACAAUAUGAGCGGCGUCUCUGUCGAGGUAUGUCAAGGUUCUCCGCAAGCACUUGUUGGUAGCGAUACCGUUAGUGGCGUUCAGUAUGCAUUCGUGUUUGGUCCUUGGGCAGGUACCGUCACGAGCUGGCCCUCAGACCUUGCUUACAAUCGGAUUUUGGAACGGCUCUUUGCUCGUGCGGAACAAGAACGUUCAGAGCCGUGCAUAACUGAUGAUAGAACUCACGGCACCACACAGAAUGCCCUCCAGUUCCAAUUGCGUGCGCUAGCCUAUCAGCUAUUUAACGUCGAAAGACUCAGCAGGACUGGAAUACGACCGUCACUCGUGACAGGCUAUUGCUUUGGUGAAUUCGCCGCGGCAAUUAUUGGUGGUCGUGCCAGCGAGGCGGAUGUGGUGAAGGUCUUAGUUCAACGAGAUCUGGCUAUUCGAACCAGCCGGCACAAGAAAACCGUUCGAGAUAUCUCCUUGGAUGCUGAUGGAGGACGAGAGGACACGGCCGCAAUGUUGAAUGUAUUCCUCUCCGCCGCCAUCGUCCAGCGGCACCUCAUCCUUAUUGGCGCGGAGCUCGAUAUAGCCAUCCACGCAGGACCCAUGCACACAAUUAUAUCUGGUUGCCCCGCAGCAAUCUCCCGUGCAGAGGCUUAUUUUCUCGCCCGACAGCUUCCAUGCAAAUUGAUAGCAACUGAUAUACCGUUCCAUUCCAAGCAGAUGAACGGCGCUGUCGAUCUGCUUCGGCAGUUGCUGGGCGAAGCACGUCCCGUUAGUUCCUCAGACAAGUGCAUCUACCUAUCCGGGUUGACCGGAAAUGUGCUGUCGAAAGGUUCCCUAGCGAUGGCUUACUGGAUGCGGCACAUGCGGGAGCCUGUGCGCUUCUCAGAAUGUAUGCAAGUACUUCAUCGCAUGAGGCAUUCAGAAAGUGGCUCUGCGUCAACAGCAGGCUGGACAUUCGUUGACAUGGGGCCCGGUAUGGCUCUGACGAGUAUCGUAGGAAGAUACCAGUGGGAGGACUUCCAGUUGGUGUCAGUGGAUCAAUGUCUUCACCAUUCACAUCCCCUCGAUAAACUCUCUCCUCUAAUCAGACACACUAGAGAUGACCCACCGCCUAAGACGGCAGAACCAGCGAUAUCGCUCUCCCGGUCAAAUUCCUUGCAAGAUCCGAUGCUCUGCGAGUCUAAUACCCCUGCGAGUCGUACGCUCCAGACGGGCUUGCGCAUGGUGAAGAGCCUCGGUACCCAUCUACACACAGACGUCCAUGAACUAAAGAUCCCGAGUCCUCCUUUGACUGCCGCCCCUUUGCCGGUGGAGAACAACGACACCCUCAAGUCCGCCUUCCUUUCAACCAUGUCUGAUCUUUUUCGUUACGCUCCCGAGUCUGAUAGAACAUUACUCCGAGGGACGUUCAUCGGUCUCGGGAUCGAUUCUCUGAGCUUCGUACGCCUUUCGCAGGCGCUGAGGGACAAAACAGGACGGACGCUCCCUGCGUCGGCAUAUACGUCUGGGGCUUGUAUCGAGGACAUUUUACGUAACUUGUAG